AUGUCAACUACCUUUCCAGGUCUCGUCCACGAUGCAGAGAUACGUCAUGACGGAUCAAACAGUUACCGUUUGAUGCAGCUUGGAUGCCUGGAGUCUGUGGCCAACUCGACCGUCGCCUAUUCCUCCUCAUCUCCUCUCACUUACUCUACCACGGGCACCGAGUUCGCCUCCCCGUACUUCUCCACUAACCACCAGUACACCCCGCUGCACCACCAGUCCUUCCACUACGAGUUCCAACACAGCCACCCGGCAGUCAACCCCGACGCUUACUCCUUGAACUCUCUCCACCACUCCCAGCAAUAUUACCAGCAGAUCCACCAUGGAGAACCCACUGAUUUUAUCAACCUGCACAAUGCGCGGGCACUCAAGUCCUCCUGCUUGGACGAGCAGAGGAGAGAGCUGGGGUGCUUAGAUGCUUACCGCCGCCACGACCUGUCUCUUAUGAGCCAUGGAUCCCAAUAUGGGAUGCAUCCAGAUCAAAGACUCCUGCCAGGACCAAGCCUCGGGCUUGCAGCCUCGGGAGCAGACGAUUUGCAGAGCUCAGUGGAGGCCCAGUGUGGACUUGUACUCAACGGGCAAGGAGGUGUGAUAAGAAGAGGUGGCACCUGCGUUGUCAACCCCACCGACCUGUUCUGCUCCGUUCCUGGCCGCUUGUCUCUGCUCAGCUCCACUUCCAAGUACAAAGUGACCAUCGCAGAGGUGAAAAGGCGCCUUUCACCACCAGAAUGCCUCAACGCUUCCCUCCUCGGAGGAAUUUUGAGAAGAGCAAAAUCCAAGAACGGAGGACGCUGCUUGCGAGAAAAAUUAGACAGACUUGGACUGAAUUUGCCUGCAGGAAGAAGAAAAGCAGCAAAUGUCACACUCUUGACUUCCCUGGUAGAAGGGGAAGCACUACAUUUGGCCAGAGAUUUCGGCUACACCUGUGAAACAGAGUUCCCUGCCAAGGCAGUAGGAGAGCACAUUGCCAGACAGCACAUGGAACAGAAAGAGCAGACAGCGAGGAAAAAGAUGAUCCUAGCGACAAA
Hirundo rustica (Barn swallow) is the source of this 1025-nucleotide messenger RNA. RefSeq names its product transcription factor AP-2 delta (gene TFAP2D). Gene Ontology annotation, biological process: regulation of cell population proliferation; regulation of transcription by RNA polymerase II; anatomical structure development. Lineage: Eukaryota; Metazoa; Chordata; Aves; Passeriformes; Hirundinidae. Gene Ontology annotation, molecular function: RNA polymerase II transcription regulatory region sequence-specific DNA binding; DNA-binding transcription factor activity, RNA polymerase II-specific. Gene Ontology annotation, cellular component: nucleus. The annotation marks the transcript as partial. The record is from RefSeq and is a predicted model, not a curated record. The transcript has 6 exons.